AUGGAAAGCAUUCAUUCAACCAUUGAAAUUGGGAAGAAUUUGUGUGAUUUAACUGGAAUGUGGGAUGGAUAUCACAAUAACCUUGAUACUAACAUGGAAACUCUCGAAAGGAAGAUAGAGCAAUUGAACAGUCGAAACAAUGACAUAAAUGAAGAAGUGAAUUAUGCACAACAGCGGUCAAGGAAAAAACGAAGGGUUGAAGUUAAACUUUGGCAAGAAGAUGUGCGAAGGAUAACAUAUGAUGUCCGAACUUUGGAAAGACAAGAGCCAGAAGUACAAAGAUUAAAGAAUGCCUUCAAACGCACAGAGUUGGGAAAGCGUGUAGUGGAGAUGAUUAAAGAGGUGGAAAAACUGUAUGAAAAUGGUGGAUUUGCUAAUGGUUUGCUGAUUGAUGAUCCAACUUGUGGACACGCCAUACCAAUAGCGGAAUCUUUGAAUGAAACCACAAGUGUAAGGAACAAGGAGAAAAUUUGGAAUUUCUUGAUAGAUGGUGCGGUUCUAAAAAUCGGUGUUCAGGGAAUGGGGGGAGUCGGCAAAACAACCAUCAUGAAACACAUCAAUAAUCGACUUUUGAAUGAAACUUAUAACUUUAGUGAUGUUAUUUGGGUCACAGUAUCUAAAGCAUUCAAGAUCAAAAAUCUACAAAGGCAGAUAGCUGAGAAACUGAAUCUUGAUCUUUCUGAUUACAAGGAUGAAUUACAUUCAGCGUCAGAAAUACAUAACAUGCUUUCCCAAAAGAAGAGGUAUGUGCUCAUCUUAGACGAUCUUUGGAAAGCAUUUCCUUUGGACAAGGUGGGUAUUCCGGAACCAACCAGAGAUAACAUAUGUAAGCUAGUGUUAACUACACGAUUGUUAGAAGUCUGUACAAAGAUGAAUUGUAGAACUGUUGAAAUGGAGCUUCUCGCGGAUGAGGAAGCACUGAAUCUAUUUAUGAAUAAUGUUGAAGGACAUCAGACAGUGUUUACACCUGAGGUGAAAGAAAUUACAAAAGAAGUCGCCAAAAAAUGUGCUUGUCUACCGCUUGCAAUUAUGACUAUGGCUGGAUGUAUGAGAGGAGUGAAUGACAUUCGCGAGUGGAGAAAUACAAGAAAUGCACAACAGCUCAUUGACAAAGAAGAAUGGUUAUUUGAGCAACUAAAAUUUAGUUAUAGUCGGCUAAAAGAUGAACAGGAACAACAUUGUUUCUUGUAUUGUGCAUUGUAUCCAGAAGACAAUGACAUCGAUAGGAAAGAACUGAUAGAGCAUUGGAUUGCCGAGGGUCUAAUAUGUAAAACGGACAAUAGAGAAGCAAUGUUAGACAAAGGUCACACUAUAUUGAAUAACCUCAUUAAAACUGGCUUGUUGGUAAAAGCUGAUGACAUAUAUGGAGAAUACAUGAAGAUGCAUGAUUUGAUAAGAGAUAUGGCUCUCAAAAUAACAUUAACUAAUCCUCAAUUCAUGGUCCGAGCUGGUGAGGGAUUAAAGAGAGUUCCACAAAAAGACUGGUCUGAGGAUCUUGAGAGGGUUUCCUUAAUGUGGAACGAUAUUGAACAACUUCUUUCUAUACCACCUAUUUGCCCUCACCUCACCACCUUCCUAUUUCAAGGCAAUACGUCAAAAGUACUUCGGAUUCUAGAUUCUUUCUUUUUGCAUAUGACUCAUUUGAAGGUGUUGGAUUUGUCCUACACUGCCAUAGAGUCUUUGCCAAAUUCCAUCUUCAUGUUGGAAAAUUUGCAUCAACUGUUACUGCGUGAUUGUUUUCAACUAAAAUAUGUGUCGUCACUAGAGAAACUAAAGGCAUUGGAACAUUUCAAACUAAUUGGUAGUAAGAUUGAAGAAGUACCCCAAGGUAUAAAAGAAUUGGUUAAUCUCAGAAAGCUAGAACUCUCGCAUAAUGACAUCCUAGCCAAGGAAAGAAAGAAAGUCAUUUGUGAGCAUAGCUCUAAAUAUUUUUCAAGUCGUGGAGUCGAUGCCGUAGUGCUCCCCAGCAACAUAGAGGACUUCCGCAUUUGCAGAUGGGACAAUCACAUUAGCUUAUCAGAUAUUCAGUCGUUAAGGGCUGCAAGAGGUUUAAAAGAAUUUAGAAUCAAAAAUUGUUGGGGGCUUCAAUCUAUCUUUUCACCAUCGUCAUGCUUGUCAGAAGACUACCACAUCCCGCUAACAACGAUUGAGAAAUUAAAGUUUUCUAAUUUACCCAAUUUUAGGGUACUCUUUGAUAGAGUUGUUCCACCACACAACAUUUCAUUUAACCUUAACCUAUUAGAGUACUGUGAAUGUCCGAAAAUCGAGAAUAUUUUCUCUGCCCUGUUGUUGCACAACUUCCCAAACCUUGAGAAACUUAAAGUUUGGUACUGCGAGAAUAUGGAGGAGAUAAUAGUAGAAGUAGAGACGAGUGAUCAAGAGGGGCAUCAUGAAGAUGACGGCAACACAAUCACACUCCCAAAUUUAAAGAUAUUACAUCUAGAAAACCUACCAAGACUGAAGAGCAAAUACAAGGGCAUAAUGGAUGGCGAGCAAGCUUAUGCACCACCUGCUCUUCAAUACAUUCGUGGAGGAGAAGAAUGGUGGGAAUCUCUGGAAUGGGAUAAUCCCCUCACCAAAACCACUCUUCAACCUUUCUUUCUCAGGUUUCGAUUCAUGAACUCUUGA
Camellia sinensis is the source of this 2628-nucleotide messenger RNA. NCBI's taxonomy places the organism in Eukaryota, Viridiplantae, Streptophyta, Magnoliopsida, Ericales, Theaceae. The record is from RefSeq and is a predicted model, not a curated record.